CUUAAUUUUGGUCGACCGAUACGGCGACCGAUACCGAUACUUUAAUCCUUGGUUUCACAAUAUAAUGUUACAUAUCUCGCAAGCUUUAAUGUGUCGUUGAUACUGUGGCUACUUGAACAGCCUUGCCCAUUGGAGAAUAUGUGGCAGUUGCUCUUCUUAUGUUCUUUGGUCUUAAAUCCAUAAAAGAUGCAUGGGACCUGCCACCGGAUGUGGCCAAGAGUGGUGAAAAGAACUCAGAACUUGGGGAAUUUGUUGAAGCUGAGGAACUUGUCAAGGAAAAGGUGGCAACGCGGCUCACAAGUCCACUUGAAAUCAUCUGGAAGUCUUUUAGCCUCGUAUUCUUUGCUGAAUGGGGUGAUCGCUCAAUGCUUGCAACAAUUGCUCUAGGUGCUGCUCAGUCCCCAUGGGGUGUGGCUAGUGGGGCCAUUGUUGGACACCUACUGGCGACAGCUAUAGCAAUUCUGGGAGGAGCAUUUCUUGCCAUCUAUAUUUCCGAAAAAUUGGUUGGCUAUUUGGGUGGAGUUCUCUUUCUUAUCUUUGCAGUAGCCACAUUUCUGGGAGUUUUCUGAGAAAUCAUUGGAGUCCGCUUCAAAGAAAAUUUCCACUAAGAGGGUGUGUGUCAUGCCCUUAAAGUCACCUGACAGAAUUAGGUAUUCAUAAAAGUGUAUCCACCUAGAAUUUGUGCUUCCUCAGGUUACAUUCAUUCUUUCAUGGUAAGGUUGAAGGGUUGGUCUUAUCUAAAUUAGGUUCUAGGGAUCACAGAGUUGAUUUUACAUUAGAAGUAUGGUGGAUCUUAAAAUUGGAGUUUGAAUAUUUUGUAUGUGCACUGGCAAGUGGUAGAAUAGGUUGCAGUUGCACUUUCUAUCCAAAAAUUAAGGGCUUACAGAACUUCUUCACCUCAAGUUUCUCUCUUUAUUAAAAUAAAAAAUAUUUUGACCUGAAAAGCCAAAAGGUGGACACUGGACACAAUCUACUGUCAUCAAUUUGUGUUUCUAAAUAUUGGUGUACUGUCAAAUAUAUGUAUUUUUGAAUAAUAAAUGAGAAAUCACUGUACCAUGGAAUUCAAACGAUGUGGCCUUUUAUAGAAUCUUGUUCAUGUG
Macadamia integrifolia is the source of this 1100-nucleotide messenger RNA. Its product is annotated as protein PAM71-homolog, chloroplastic-like. NCBI's taxonomy places the organism in Eukaryota, Viridiplantae, Streptophyta, Magnoliopsida, Proteales, Proteaceae. Gene Ontology annotation, biological process: calcium ion transmembrane transport; manganese ion transmembrane transport; Golgi calcium ion transport. The transcript is spliced from 5 exons. The record is from RefSeq and is a predicted model, not a curated record. Gene Ontology annotation, molecular function: calcium ion transmembrane transporter activity; manganese ion transmembrane transporter activity. Gene Ontology annotation, cellular component: chloroplast; Golgi apparatus. The coding region runs from base 159 to 569 and encodes 136 amino acids.